ACGAGCUAGACUCCAUUCAAGUCAAAUAUUUACCCUGAAAUAAAGCACAGAGGCGACACACAUGGCUGACUAUCUGAUACAUGUUUUAAAGUGAAGCGACUCUAUUUUGUACAAGACUCUAACAACCGGUAGUGUUCAUACAGUCGAUGUGUUUUUCAGAGCUUGCUGGAAUGGCCCGAAAAGUUGCGAUUAAUACUUGGAGCACACCAAAUAUAUUAUUAAUGUCAUUUACAAACAUGGACAGCAUGGAGGAAAACGUGGAGAGCGCAUCUGCUUAUAGUGGGGUUUUACAACGUAGAAGCUUUCAUCAAACUCAAUAUGUACCAUUUGGAAGUCCUCUGAGAAGAGAGGCAAGGGAGGAGAAGUGGGAGUCACAGAGGAAUCAGAUAAAUUCUGACAAGGAACCGACACUAGAAAAAAGGGAAACCAAAAACUCAAAAACCAAUAAACCCAAGAGAAAUAACUAUAAACUCCGAGACGGGAGCAAUGGCGCUGGCCCUGCUGUUUACUCGGCAUCAGUGAACGGGACUAAUGCCCAAAAAGAUGAGGACAAGUGUUGCGUUGGUGAAACAGGACAGAUUAGGAAAGAGCCGAAGCUGACACUGACUGAUGCAUUGGUACAGGACGAUUCAGAGUCUGUCGAACUCUUCCUGAAGAAUGAAAUUAAUCUGUCCCAGGUCCUCGACAUCAGCGAUCUACAAAACCUCUACUUAAAAUGUUUCAAAGACGAAGACGAUGUUUCUGCACGGUUGCUGAGGAAGAGGAUAAACAAAUUAAGGUUCAUAGAAGGACUAAAACAAGCAUUGUGCUGUGGAUGUGCUAAGGAUAAUGAAAGGAGACCUGACCUUUUAAACUACAUUGGAAAUGUCAUAGCUGAUCUCCUUGGCAAUAAAAACAUAAAUAUGUACCCGGUACAGGGGAAAGAACAGCUGGAGAUCCGCGCUAAGCACUUAUUUAUUUGGGCCGUCCUGAUGAACCGUAUGAGUGUGGCCAAAUUCUUCUGGAGGAUUGGAAGUGGUUAUAUUGAAACUGCUUUGUUUGCGAGCUGUUUGCUGAAGAAGUUGUCUAAAAUGGCUUCCGAUGAAUAUGAGCAAGAACUCAGUGAGUCAUUGACAAGGCACUCUUCGAAGUAUGAAAAGGUGGCCUCGAAGGUCCUUGACAAAUGCUACCUACAGGACCGUGAACGGUCCAAGCAGUUGUUGAUCAGUGAAAUGAGUGAGUUUGGCAACACCACCCUCUUUUGUCUGGCCGAAGAAAACAAAUUGAUGGACUUCAUGGGCCGGAACUGUUGUCAGGCCAAGCUUGAGGAGAUCUGGAAGGAUGUCAUACCUCUGUCCACCUCAAGGAAAAUGAUCGUGGCAUCCAUAUUUAUGCCUUUGUUAAUAUCUGUCAAAAUGUUUGUGGAAAAUAAGUUCGACGACUUAAAUUCACUUUGUACCAAGGACGAGGAACUUAUGCCAGAACAUCAGGACGAUGCCUUCAGAGAGGCCCGUUGUGUAAAAAGAGCAAGUUUUUGUAAUGAAAAAGUGACUUCUUCUCCAGACUCCAAGUCAAAGACACAGGAAGGAGUUGGUCAUCAUUGGUGUUGCGAGAGCGCAAAGAAAUGCUUUCAAGAUAUUUGCUCCUUUUACACUGCACCAGUUACCAAAUUUAUUACAACUAUGUUCGCCAACAUUGUGUUUCUGGGGCUGUUUUCUUUCUUUGUUUUGACUGACUUGCAUCCUCUCGGUGAGAAUGGCGCCCCCUCUCUUGUGGAGAUCUUCACAUGGAUAUACGCAAUCAAUGGUGUGAUGGACGAGAUCAAUCAGGUUGUAACCAGAAAUCAUGGUUCCAUCUGGUACAAUAUUCGGAGUUGGCUUCGCAGUACGUGGAAUUGGUUUGACAUCGCCAUAUACCUUUCCUUUCUUACGUCGGUCAUUCUGAGGCUUUCGCUGUAUGGGAAGGACUUUAUCUGGGCCCGCAUGCUGUACAGCCUGACAUUGGGAAUGUGCUUUUUCCGCUUAUUGCAAUACUUCGAUGCAGAUCAAAAUAUUGGGCCAAAAGUCACUAUGAUCUCCAGAAUGUUAAAUGAUCUGAGGUUCUUCCUGUUGAUCCUGAUGGUGUUUAUCCUGAGUUUUGGAGUAACUUACCAUGCCAACUUAUACCCCAACGCAUCCCAACAGUGGUCUGUUCUAAAGGAUGUGCUGUACUACCCUUACUGGCAGAUGUAUGGUGAACUGUCUCUUGAAAACAUAGAAGGGAACGAACCAUCAGAGGAUGCAGGAACCUGCACAAAGAACGAGACUCUCUGGAGGUCAGGGAAGAUGGAACGCUGUCCAGAGAAAAGUUUUCUGGCAGUAUUGGUGAUGGCGGCGUUCUUGCUAUUGACCAAUGUUCUUUUACUCAACCUGUUGAUCGCUAUGUUCAGUGACACAGUCAAAAAAGUCCAUGAUAACUCUGAGAAGGAGUGGAGGUUCCACAGAUUUUCCCUAGUCUAUGAGUACUAUAACAAGCCUUUCCUCUUCCAACCAUUGAACAUACUGGUUUACAUAUUCUGGCCGUUUAGACGCCAUUUCUGCAAAGAAGACAGCUUCAGAAUGAAGCUGAAUGAGAAGGAACUGCCUAAGCUUCAGCGCAAAGCGAUGAAGAAGUACAAGAGCUCUUGGUGGACUCUGGAUAACGAAAAGAUAAAAAAUAAACUAAAAACAAUAGUCAAAAGAGUGGACAGAGUAAAUGAGAAUGUGGAUGAAAUUAAAGAAAAAGUGAAUAAUUUGUGGUGGAGGCACCAAAAACUAAAUGAUCGCUAAAAUAUUAAAAACGAGAGUCUACUCAUCAAGGAAAAUUCACAGUUGGAGGUAGAAGUGAACUAGUUGUCAAACUUUGUGAGGGAGUUAAGACAUGCUUGCCCUGAAUUUUGUUCUUCGCUCGCAUCCAAAAGAAAAACAGCAGCAAACUGUAAACAUCACUUAAUAUGUACAAAGCACCGAUCAUUUAUGGUGUUAUUUACUAGCUGUUGUAGGGGUCGUACUCUGUUUUUUCUGAGAUAUAAAUUGUAUCAGGGCGUCGUUUUAGAUUAUCCAUAACUUAACUAAAUCAGAAUUAAAUUUCAUCUUUGUAGAUUAUUUUUACACAUUUACAAAUGAGUCUCUUUAUUAUCAAGAAUUUGCAUGCUUUCACAGAUUUAUAGAAUUGAAUCAUUUUUAUGAAGUUAUAAUUUUAACUUGCCACUAGGGCCAAGCUGAAAGCUCAAGUGAGCUUUUCUGAUCCCAUUUUGUCUGGUGUCCUUCUGUCUGCCCGUUUGUCUGAGAAAGUUUUACAUUUUCGACUGCUUCCCCAUACCCACUGGCCAUUUUAACCAAACUCGCUACGCAUUGUUGGCUGAAGAGGAUUCAAAAUUGUUAAAAUGAAGGACCAAGCCUUCUUUCAAGGAGAGUUAAUUAAUAAUGAUUAAACAUUUGUUUGUAUUUUUCAUAUAUCUUCUCAUAAAAACAUUUGGCCAGAGGAGCUGUGGUCUAGGGUCAAAUUUUUUACAUAUGAGGAAUAUAUAUAUAGAAAAAUCUUAAGAAUCUUUGCAAAAAUAUUUUGGCCAGAAAAUCUGUAAGUUGUGUGGAAGCAUCCUCAGGUAGUGUUGAUUCAAAUUCGUGCAAAACAUGAUUCCGUGGGUUGGUAGGGGCCAUAAUGGGGGGAAGGGGUUUACACAGGGGUUAUA
Magallana angulata is the source of this 3688-nucleotide messenger RNA. RefSeq names its product transient receptor potential cation channel subfamily M member-like 2. Gene Ontology annotation, molecular function: ligand-gated calcium channel activity. Gene Ontology annotation, biological process: calcium ion transmembrane transport. The transcript has 18 exons. Bases 147 to 2786 code for a protein of 879 amino acids. The record is from RefSeq and is a predicted model, not a curated record. Lineage: Eukaryota; Metazoa; Mollusca; Bivalvia; Ostreida; Ostreidae. Gene Ontology annotation, cellular component: membrane.